AUGGGUGUUGGUAUCAUUUCAACAUAUGCCCAAAUUGCAAACAUUGCUGGAUUACAUGGGUUACUUGUGUACACACUUUGCGGGGCAAUCCCCAUUCUCGGAUUUGCCAUAUUUGGACCCAUCAUUAGAAAAAAAUGUCCCGAUGGUUUCAUUUUAACCGAGUGGGUAAGGCAUAGAUUUGGAAUGAUUACAGCAUUGUAUUUAUCAUUUUUCACUUGUUUGACAAUGUUUUUGUUUAUGAUUGGAGAAUUAUCAGCAAUUAGAAGUGCCAUUGAAGCUUUGACUGGGUUAAAUGCAUUGGGUGCUGUUAUUGUUGAAUGUGCAGUGACUACAAUCUAUACAUUUUUUGGUGGAUUUAGAGUCAGUUUUAUCACCGAUAAUUUUCAAGGUGCUUGCGUUUUGAUCUUGAUUAUUAUUUGUGCUUGUGGGAUGGGGUCAUACAUCGACAUUGAUACAUCAAAAGUUGGUCCCUCGGGACUAUUAAAAGCGAAUAAGUUGGGUUGGCAAUUGGUUUACAUUUUGUUUGUGGCCAUUGUGACUAAUGACUGUUUCAUGUCUGGAUUUUGGUUGAGAACAUUUGCUAGUAAGACCGAUAAAGACUUGUGGAUUGGUUGCUCAAUUGCUGCCUUUGUUGCUUUUGUAAUCACGUCGUUGGUUGGAACUACCGGUUUCCUUGCUGUUUGGUCAGAGGAUUUGCAAGUUGGUGAUGACGAAGGCUACAAUGCAUUCUUUGUCUUGUUGUCACAUAUGCCUCGUUGGUUGGUUGCAUUUGUAUUGAUUUUUUGCAUUGUUUUGUCGACGUGUACAUUUGAUUCGUUACAAUCAGCAUUUGUUUCAACAAUAUCGAAUGAUGUUUUCAGAAAUAAACUUCACACCAAUUGGGCCCGUCUUUUGGUAGUUAUAAUGAUUUUUCCAAUUGUGGUUUUAGCAGUAAAAGUUGCUGACAAUAUUUUGCAAAUAUAUUUGAUUGCUGAUUUGGCCAGUGCCGCUGUUAUCCCCGCCGUAUUUCUCGGUUUGAGUAACAGGUACUUUUGGUGGAUGAGAGGAUUUGACGUUAUGUGUGGAGGAUUGGGUGCUUUACUUGGGGUGUUUGUAUUUGGUACUGUUUACUACCACAGUGCAAAAGAAGGUGGGAAAUUACUAUUAAUCUGGAACGGUCUUUAUAAUCCAGAAGAUUGGGGUCCAUUUGGUGCGUUUGUGAUUGCUCCAGUUGGUGGUAUUGUUUUCUCAUGGAUUGCAGCUGCAGUUAGAAUCGGUGCUGUGUAUGUGUAUUCAAAGAUACUGGGUACACCAUUUACGGUAUUAGAAAGACCUGAAGAAGAGCCAAUUUACGUUGACAAUCAAACCACGUAUGGUAGUGAUACCAACAUUGAACAAACCAGUGUAGAUAAGAAAAGUGUGUAA
This is a messenger RNA of Lodderomyces parapsilosis, 1404 nucleotides long. RefSeq lists its product as uncharacterized. Gene Ontology annotation, molecular function: transmembrane transporter activity. Lineage: Eukaryota; Fungi; Ascomycota; Pichiomycetes; Serinales; Debaryomycetaceae. The record is from RefSeq and is a predicted model, not a curated record. The coding region runs from base 1 to 1404 and encodes 467 amino acids. The transcript has a single exon. Gene Ontology annotation, biological process: transmembrane transport. Gene Ontology annotation, cellular component: membrane.